Molecule: messenger RNA, 1845 nt
Organism: Periophthalmus magnuspinnatus
Lineage: Eukaryota; Metazoa; Chordata; Actinopteri; Gobiiformes; Gobiidae
Gene: mmp24
Product: matrix metallopeptidase 24
Exons: 10
Coding region: 1-1836 (611 amino acids)
Biological process (GO): extracellular matrix organization; proteolysis; collagen catabolic process
Cellular component (GO): extracellular matrix
Molecular function (GO): metalloendopeptidase activity; zinc ion binding
Source: RefSeq, a predicted model, not a curated record
AUGGCGGGGGGCCGAGGUGGACUGAAGCGCUGGAAGAAAACAGGGCUCCCCGGAUUGUGCUGCUACUUUCCCAUCCUCUUCUGGGUGGUUUCUGUGUGCGGAGAGGAGAAGACUUUUAUUGUUGAGACUUGGUUAAAGACUUAUGGGUACCUGCUGCCCCACGACGUGCGCACUUCAGACCUGCGGCAGGAGAAGUCCAUGCAGUCUGCGGUGGCGGCCAUGCAGCGCUUCUACGGGAUUCCAGUGACCGGGAUCCUGGACGAGAGAACUAUAGAGUGGAUGAGGAGGCCGCGCUGUGGAGUACCCGACCACCCCCAUCAGAGCCGCAAACAGAGGAAUAAACGCUACGCUCUGACGGGACAGAAAUGGAGGGACAAGAAGAUCUCAUACAGCAUAUCAAACUUCACCCCUAAAGUCGGGGAGAAGGACACGCAGAGAGCCAUCCGACAGGCCUUCAACGUGUGGCAGGCCGUCACGCCACUCUCCUUCCAGGAAGUGCCCUAUUCAGAGAUCAAAAACGAGGGCAAAGAAGCCGACAUCAUGAUCUUCUUUGCCUCGGGUUUCCAUGGUGACAGCUCUCCGUUCGACGGCGAGGGGGGAUUCUUGGCUCACGCCUACUUCCCCGGCGCUGGAAUCGGAGGAGACACACACUUUGACUCAGACGAGCCCUGGACUCUGGGGAACGCCAACCACGACGGUAAUGAUUUGUUCCUGGUGGCUGUUCAUGAGCUGGGUCAUGCGUUGGGUCUGGAGCACUCCAACGACCCCAGCGCCAUCAUGGCUCCGUUCUACCAGUAUAUGGACACACACAACUUCAAACUGCCUUUGGAUGACCUACAGGGCAUUCAGAAAAUCUACGGUGUGCCCACAGCCAUGCUCGAGCCCACCCGCCCUUUGCCCACCUUACCCUCUCGUCGCACCCACUCCACGUCCGAGAGGAAACACUCCCGUCCCGCCCGCCCCCCCGGUGACCGCCCCGCGCUGCCCGGCAACGGAAAACCAAACAUCUGCGACGGCAACUUCAACACUGUGGCCUUUUUCAGACGAGAAAUGUUUGUGUUCAAGGACCGGUGGUUUUGGCGUCUACGAAACAACAAGGUGCAGGAGGGUUACCCGAUGCAGAUUGACCAGUUCUGGAAGGGUCUCCCCCCUCGUAUCGACGCUGCCUACGAGAGAUCAGACGGGAAAUUUGUCUUUUUUAAAGGUGAUAAGUAUUGGGUUUUUAAGGAGGUUACAGCUGAGCCGGGCUACCCCCACAGCCUGGUGGAGCUGGGCAGCUGCCUCCCUAAAGACGGCAUCGAUACGGCGCUGCGGUGGGAACCUGUGGGUAAAACGUACUUCUUCAAAGGAGACCAGUACUGGCGCUACAACGAGGAAAAGAAGACUGCAGACCCAGGCUACCCCAAACCGAUCACAGUGUGGAAAGGGAUCCCCAGCUCACCACAAGGAGCCUUUAUCAGCAAAGAAGGAUACUACACCUACUUCUACAAGGGCAAAGACUACUGGAAGUUUGACAACCAGAAGCUCACAGUGGACCCCGGAUACCCCAAGUCCAUUUUACGCGACUGGAUGGGCUGCGACCAGUCGGACAUUGAGCGUUUGGGCGGCAGCGGAAACCGUGGAGACCGUCAGCUGCCUCUGGACGACGUGGACAUCAUGGUCACCAUCAACGACGUCCCGACCACCGUCAAUGCCAUCGCCGUGGUGAUUCCCUGCAUCCUGUCUCUGUGCAUCUUGGUCUUGGUUUACACCAUUUUUCAAUUCAAAAACAAAGGAGUCCAACAGAACACGAUGACGCAGCAGUACUACAAAUACCCCGUGCAGGAGUGGGUAUGACACGCUCCG